AUGGGUCUAGAGCUGCAAGACGAGGCGUUCGGUUUUGGAGAUUUCUUCAAUGAACCUGAGGGGUUUUUCCCCCCUCCAAAGCCCCCGACCUUCUCCGAACAUCGCAUGCUUUCCGGUGAUACCCUGAGUAUUCGACUUGUUGGAAGCCAUCCGUUAUAUGGGUAUCUUCUCUGGAAUGCAGCAAGAACGAUAUCUGACUUUUUAGAAGAAAACGCCUCGGAAUGGGUUGAAGGUAAAGACGUUCUCGAGCUGGGGGCAGGUGCCGGUCUACCAAGCAUUAUCUGUGCUAUUAUGGGGGCUAAAACAGUUGUCGUAACUGAUUAUCCCGAUCACGAUCUUAUCGACAACAUGCGAAUAAACGCGUCAGUCUGCGAGAAGUUUAUCAAGAAACAACCAUCACCUCUUUAUGUUGACGGAUACAAGUGGGGUGACCCUACCGGCUGCAUAUGCAGGUACCUGGAGUCUCCCUCAGGGGGUUUUGAUGUUUUAAUUCUCGCGGACGUCAUAUACAAUCAUCCACAGCACCACAGCUUGAUUGACAGUGUAAAAAUGACUUUGAAGCGGUCGAAGACAUCGGUAGCCUUCGUCGUUUUUACCCCAUAUCAGCCUUGGCUACUGGAAAAGAUAACGGCCUUUUUCCCUAAAGCCGAACAGAGCGGCUUUACGGUGAAGAAAAUAUUCCAAAAAGUUAUGGAUAAAUUAUUAUUUGAGAAUGACCCAGGGGUAUAA
Molecule: messenger RNA, 729 nt
Organism: Trichophyton rubrum CBS 118892
Lineage: Eukaryota; Fungi; Ascomycota; Eurotiomycetes; Onygenales; Arthrodermataceae
Exons: 2
Coding region: 1-729 (242 amino acids)
Biological process (GO): peptidyl-lysine dimethylation
Molecular function (GO): protein-lysine N-methyltransferase activity
Source: RefSeq, a predicted model, not a curated record